This is a messenger RNA of Equus quagga, 2323 nucleotides long. It is a transcript of the gene CFAP99, whose product is annotated as cilia and flagella associated protein 99. The record is from RefSeq and is a predicted model, not a curated record. The coding region runs from base 213 to 2240 and encodes 675 amino acids. NCBI's taxonomy places the organism in Eukaryota, Metazoa, Chordata, Mammalia, Perissodactyla, Equidae. The transcript is spliced from 16 exons.
GUUGCUAGGUGACGACGCCCAAACGGCACCCCUGCGCGCCCCCUGUGUGCGUGGUUGCUCAGGUCCUCGCGAGCCGGAGGGCAGCCGGGGACCCUCUGCAAUUCCCGAGACCCCCUGGCCGCUGGCCCUGGCAGCCUCUGUGGGGCCGGCGGAGGCGAGAAGGCGGUUCGGGAGCGCCCGCGGAGCCCGCCGACAGGGUCCCGCCCUGGAAGAUGGCCUAUUACGAAAAAUGCAUUGAAACUGUGAUUGAGCAACUGGACAAGUUUAACCCUGAGAAAGACAGUCCUGAGCAGUUCCUGGAGACUGUGUCCACCUCCCUACAGACUCUGAGCGCCCAGACACAGGCGUUCGUUCUGGAGGUUCUGUCCGGGUGCCUCCAGUACCAGAGGCUGCUGACCAUCGUGGUGGACGCCUUCUACGUGCGGGAUGGCCGGCUCUGCCUGUGGGCCGACUACAGCCUCUUCGAGGUGAUCUGCUACCUGGCCACCUUCCAGCUGGACGAGCUCGGCUUCCAGCUCUUCUGUAACAUCAUCAAGUCCCAGCCCCUCGACAAGAUGUGCAAGUUUCUCAGGUUCUUCUUCAACCCCUUAAACCUGUGCUCAUGGAUCAAGGACGAGUGGAGCCUCGUCUACGAGAUAGCCUAUGUGAAGGAGAACUGGAUCGAUCCCCUGAUGAGAUGGCAGCCGAAGGUCCAGGAGCUGAUCAGCCAGCUGGAGAGGAUGCUGGCCAAUCACCCCUCUCUUCCAAAGACCAAGGCCAAGGUCACAGAGCCCAAGGAGUUCAAUCUGAGUGCCCCCAGACCCCGUGGCAUUCCAGUGCCAGAGCGAGUCCCCAUCCUGGCCAAGCCAAGACCACCGGCCACCAGCCCAGGACUUCUACACGCCCCUCCAGAUGGCACUGCUGACCACAGGCUCUUCCUUGCGCCACCCCACCAGGUUCCCAGAAGCACCUACCAGCUGCCCAAGGAGCAGCAGCUGCUGGAGAUAACCAAGAGAUAUAAUCGCCGGAAAGCUGAGGAGCUGCUGCUGAGGGCAAACAUGGAGGAGAUGCGGUGUGCGGUGCCCAGGUCCCGCGGGGAGCCCCUGGUGCAGGACUCCAAGAAGCAGCUGAGGCUCCAAUUCGGACCCCGAAUCCUCAAGACUCCCAAGCUGACCUUCUACAAGCCUAACGACGACGUCCCAGUCAAGCUGAACACUGCGGCCAUCCUGCGAGAAGGGGCCUUAUACCAGCGGCAGGUGGAGAAAGAGCUGCAGAGAGUGGAUCAGCUUGUGGAUGGGGCCGGGGACUUCUCUGAGUUCCUCGAGUGGCAGAAGAGGAUGCAGGCAAAGGACCGGGAAGAGCAGCUGGCUGCAGGCGAGUGCCGGAGGCUGCAGGGGAAGCUCAGCCAUGAGGAGGCCAUCCUGGCCCGGCAGCACCUCAUGCAGGAGAACAAGCAGAAGGCCAACCAGAAGAAGGAGGAGACAGCUGAGCUGAUGCAGCAGUGUGCUGAGAGGCGACUCCAGGAGGAAAGGUCCAUGAAGGAGCUGGUGGAGCAGGUGUUGGAGACACAGAAGAAUGUUAAGGUGGCACAGACAAAGCUCCUGAAAGUCCGACAGCAGAUAGUUCAGGAGGUGAUAGAGGAGAGCCGGGAGCUGCUGCAGCGCAGCACAGAGGCAGCCAAGGAGGAGCAGAGGCAACGAUGUGAGCUCAUCUCCCAGCUGCGAGCCCUGGAGAUGCAGCCCACACGCAAGGGCAAGCUUGUGGACCUGACCCAGAUCCCCGGGUAUGGCCUGGAAGGAGAAAUGUCCAUCAUGGAGCUGCGUGAGCGGCUGGCCCUGCUCAAGGAGAGCCAGCGGCGCGAGGAGGAAGAGAAGCGGGACCAGAUCAUCCAGGGCAAACGCGCCAAGAGCCAGGAGCUGCAGAACACAGUGGAGCAGAUCUCGCUGUGCCGCGCAGCCAUGGGCAGGUCUGCAGCCUUGAGGUGGGAGGAGAAGAAAGCCCUGUCGGUGGGCCCGGGAGCGCCUUGCCAGGACGAGCGCGUACUCGAGCUGCAGCGCAGGAUCGAGGAGAAGGCGGCCGAGCGCCACAAGCAGGCGGCCCUGCUGCACGUGUCGGCGCCGCGGGCCGCGCGCCCCAAGCCGCGGGCGCAGCUCGAGGCGCAGCACUGGCUGGAGCUGGAGCGGAGCCGGGAGCGCAGACUCCGGGCGCUGCAGCAGGAAGGCUCGGCCUGCGGGCCCGCGCGCCGCCUGGAGGCCGCCUGAGCCGGGCGGGCACGCCCCAGACCCCGCGACCCCGCCCAAAUAAAGCGUGAGGCCGGCGGUGUGCGCCUCCUCUUCCCGGGCCA